CAGUCUUCUUCACUCCUCUCCCAACCAACCUUCCUUCCUGUCAAUUUAUCUACCUCUUCCUCUUCUAUUAACUACAAAGCAAAAGCAUCGGCCCUCUGUGUUUGGAUUCAGAUCUUCAAAUCACAGAAACAAUGGCUCGCAAGAAGAUCAGAGAGUACGAUUCCAAGCGACUUCUCAAACAGCACCUCAAACGCCUCGCUAAUAUCGAUCUUCAAAUCCUCUCUGCUCAGGUGACUCAAUCUACUGAUUUCGCCGAGUUAGCGAACGAACAGCCAUGGCUUUCGUCCACCAGAUUGGUUGUCAAACCAGAUAUGUUGUUCGGGAAACGUGGAAAGAGUGGCUUGGUUGCUCUCAAUUUAGAUCUUGCUAAAGUUGUUGAAUUCGUUAAAGCACGCCUUGGCACUGAGGUUGAGAUGGGCGGUUGCAAAGCUCCAAUAACGACAUUCAUUGUAGAACCUUUUGUUCCUCACGAGCAAGAAUAUUACCUUUCAAUUGUUUCUGAAAGGCUUGGUUCUACCAUCAGCUUUUCAGAAUGUGGAGGUAUUGAAAUUGAAGAGAAUUGGGAUAAGGUUAAGACCAUCUUCCUUCCAACUAGCAAACCUAUGACCCUGGAAACUUGUGCUCCACUGAUAGCUACACUUCCUUUGGAAGUUCGAGGGAAGAUUGGUGACUUCAUCAUGGGUGUCUUUUCUUUCUUUCAAGAUCUUGACUUCAGCUUUCUUGAGAUGAAUCCAUUUGCACUGGUGAAUGGGGAACCAUACCCAUUGGAUAUGAGGGGAGAGCUGGAUGACACUGCUGCAUUCAAGAACUUCAACAAGUGGGGUAACAUAGAGUUUCCUCUGCCUUUUGGGAGAGUCCUGAGCCCUACAGAGAGCUUCAUUCAUUCGUUGGAUGAAAAGACAAGUGCAUCUCUGAAAUUCACUGUUUUGAAUCCAAAAGGGCGUAUCUGGACGAUGGUUGCUGGAGGUGGUGCCAGUGUUAUUUAUGCCGAUACAGUAGGAGAUUUAGGUUAUGCAUCAGAACUGGGCAACUAUGCGGAGUACAGUGGAGCUCCAAAUGAGGAGGAGGUCUUGCAAUAUGCAAGAGUCGUUAUCGAUUGUGCCACUGCGAACCCUGACGGUCGUAAGAGAGCCCUUCUCAUUGGAGGUGGCAUUGCUAACUUCACCGAUGUUGGUGCUACUUUCAAUGGAAUUAUUCGAGCGUUGAGAGAAAAGGAAGCCAAGUUAAAAGCUGCGAGGAUGCACAUCUAUGUUCGAAGAGGUGGUCCAAACUAUCAAACUGGUUUGGCAAGGAUGCGUGCUCUUGGAGAGGAACUCAGAGUACCCCUCGAGGUCUACGGCCCUGAGGCCACGAUGACUGGCAUAUGCAAGCAGGCAAUAGAUUGCAUUAUGUCUGAAGCAUAAACAUGCCAUUCUUUUUUAUUCUCCGAAGUCGAGCUAUGCUCCCGAUGCAGUUUGUUAUUCUUUGUUCGUGUCAUUAAGCUGGUCAUUUCACAAGUGUUGUGCGAUAAAAAACAUGAAAAGUGGUUCCAAUGUUUUAGCAUGAACGUUUGCUAUUUCAUUGAUCCUUGCCUGUC
Hibiscus syriacus is the source of this 1576-nucleotide messenger RNA. RefSeq names its product ATP-citrate synthase alpha chain protein 2. The record is from RefSeq and is a predicted model, not a curated record. Bases 132 to 1403 code for a protein of 423 amino acids. The transcript is spliced from 12 exons. Gene Ontology annotation, molecular function: succinate-CoA ligase (ADP-forming) activity. Gene Ontology annotation, cellular component: succinate-CoA ligase complex; cytosol. Gene Ontology annotation, biological process: tricarboxylic acid cycle; succinyl-CoA metabolic process. Lineage: Eukaryota; Viridiplantae; Streptophyta; Magnoliopsida; Malvales; Malvaceae.